This is a messenger RNA of Balaenoptera ricei (Rice's whale), 953 nucleotides long. RefSeq names its product myosin regulatory light chain 12B. Gene Ontology annotation, molecular function: calcium ion binding. NCBI's taxonomy places the organism in Eukaryota, Metazoa, Chordata, Mammalia, Artiodactyla, Balaenopteridae. The transcript is spliced from 4 exons. The record is from RefSeq and is a predicted model, not a curated record. The coding region runs from base 119 to 634 and encodes 171 amino acids. Gene Ontology annotation, cellular component: cytoplasm; stress fiber; myofibril.
GGGUGCCGCCGCUCUAGCGCUGCACCCUAGCCGCAGCCCCGGGUUCUUCGCCUCGUUCGUCUCGAGCAGGCAGUCCGGCUUCUGGUGCUGGUGUCCGGCAGCGGAUUAAACCGCCACCAUGUCUAGCAAAAAGGCAAAGACCAAGACCAAGAAGCGCCCCCAGCGCGCAACCUCCAACGUGUUCGCCAUGUUUGACCAGUCACAGAUUCAGGAGUUUAAGGAGGCCUUCAACAUGAUCGAUCAGAAUAGAGAUGGUUUCAUCGACAAGGAGGACUUGCAUGAUAUGCUUGCUUCUCUAGGGAAGAAUCCAACUGAUGCAUACCUUGAAGCCAUGAUGAAUGAGGCUCCAGGGCCCAUAAACUUCACCAUGUUCCUCACCAUGUUUGGGGAGAAGCUGAAUGGCACAGACCCAGAAGAUGUCAUCAGAAAUGCUUUUGCUUGCUUUGAUGAAGAAGCAACUGGCACCAUUCAGGAGGAUUACCUGCGAGAGCUGCUGACCACGAUGGGAGAUCGGUUUACGGAUGAGGAAGUGGAUGAGCUGUACAGAGAGGCACCUAUUGACAAAAAGGGGAAUUUCAAUUACAUUGAGUUCACGCGCAUCCUUAAACAUGGAGCGAAAGACAAAGAUGAUUGAAAAGAACUUGAGCUAAAACUUUCCAAUUACUUUGUCUUACUCUGUUUUAUUUCCCAGUCACUUCCCCCCUCAUAGAUCUGUUGCAUGCAACUUAGUUUCACAGCUUUGCCUCUUUUUCGGUGUAUUUAUUCUAGACCUUUCUGCCACUUAGCACUUGUAUAAUCAGACUGCAAAUGGGAAUGAGGUUGUAAAUUGUAUUGAGAAAAGGGAUUGCGAAUAAAAAUCAACAAAUGUGAAAGCCCAGGAAAAUAUAUCCGGUAUUUCUGGUUUUGCUGGAUUUUUACAUUUUUAUAUAAUAAAAAUGCUAUUUUGAAAUAAA